AUGUCAAAUGGCCCCUAUCCUCUGCCGGAUCUACAUUCUGGUACCCGAAGCUUCAUUACUACCGAUCAGGAUCAUGGCGGGAUCGCAUUGGUGAUAUGCACAUUGAUGGCGACGUGGGUCGUCUUGUGCUUCUUCGUGCGAGUCUACAUGCGCGCGACCGUGAGUGGGCCGUUUGGAGCAGACGACAUCCUCUGCAGCGUCAGCACGGUAUCGUCCCAGAAUUCCUUUGUGAUGCUUGAGGAAUACUCUAAUUGUUGGACUUGGCAGGUAUUCGGCGUCGUUCAGGCGAUCGUGUCUGCAGCAGCUGUAUCGUUUGGCUUUGGCAAGUAUUUGGAGCUGCUGACACCCUCCCAAAUCGACAGAGCCUCCAAGGUAAGAUCAAUCAGGUGCUCCGCAUCACAACUGUACUGACAAACUUUCUAGGCCAUUUAUGUCACGCAGUUGCUUUAUAUCGUGACAGUUGCCCUGUCCAAAUGUACUGUGGCGCUCUUGCUAGCACGUCUGGUCUUCAUCAAGAGUAGGGUUCAUGCUUGCUACGGCAUCCUCGCAGCAUCGGUUCUGUGGGGCGUCAGUGCCUUCCUAGCAGAAGCAAUUCGUUGCACAGAGACUGCUCCCUGGAGGCUCGCCGGAAGCCAAUGUACCAAUCAGGUAUGCUGGAUCUCGCAGAAUGCAUGAUGAUAUUCAAUAGACGAUGGAUUUGCUAACCAGUUGCAAGCUCACGGCAUGGCGGGCAAUAACCGCUUUCAACGUCCUCAUUGAAGUGGCACUCCUGGCAAUUCCGAUCUGGCUGGUCUGGCCUCUACAAACGACGUUCAUGCGCAAGUUCACCGUGGUGGCAGUCUUCUGGCUCCGAAGUCCCGUCAUCGCAUGCGCGCUCCUUCGAAUCCACUUCCUCGCAGACACCAUCGACUCGCCUCAGCCUCUCUACCGCGGGGUCGUCCCAUUCAUACUCUUGAACUUGGAAAUGCACUAUGGCCUCAUGGCCUCCACAUGGCCCACCCUCAAACCUUUCGUCUCUGCUUUCAACACGGGCUUUGGGACCUACGAUACCCAGGGAAUCAGCGGCUACGGUGGCAGCAGCGGCUCCUAUGCCAUGGCAUCUCUAGAGAGAAAGAGCAAUCGCAAAAGUUCCGCCCCGAACAUCAUGUCCCCGCGGAGCGAUGGCGAGGCCGAACACGGCGGAAUCCGAUCCUAUGGAAAGAACGUCACCCAGGUGCAGUCUGCGAGUGGCGCGGGUGGUCCGACGGGCAGACAUUCCGCUGCAAGCGAUAAUUCUACCCGGGGCAUCAUCCAGACGUUGACUUGCGAGGUGCACUAUGAGGACGAAGAAGCGAGGCGAAAGGAUCCCGCGAGUCGUGGGGAGAAUUCCAUCGAUCGGUAUCCGCCCAGUGUUCAUACGAAAGUACAAUGA
Lecanosticta acicola is the source of this 1411-nucleotide messenger RNA. Lineage: Eukaryota; Fungi; Ascomycota; Dothideomycetes; Mycosphaerellales; Mycosphaerellaceae. The record is from the annotation of a GenBank genome assembly.